Messenger RNA from Cariama cristata (Red-legged seriema), 315 nucleotides. Its product is annotated as olfactory receptor 482-like. NCBI's taxonomy places the organism in Eukaryota, Metazoa, Chordata, Aves, Cariamiformes, Cariamidae. Gene Ontology annotation, biological process: G protein-coupled receptor signaling pathway; sensory perception of smell. Gene Ontology annotation, molecular function: olfactory receptor activity; odorant binding. The transcript is spliced from 2 exons. The record is from RefSeq and is a predicted model, not a curated record.
AUGACCUUUGUGGCCGAGACAGAAGUCAUAUCGUACACAGGGUGCACGGCAGUGACAGGAGAGUGCUACCUCUUGCCUGUAACGGCGUAUGCCUGGUUUACAGCCAUCUGUAACCCCUUCCUCUACCCUGUCAUUACGUCCAAGAGGUUCUGUGGGCUCCUUGUGUGUGCCUUCUACUUCAUGAGCUCCCUUCGAAGCGCAGUGUUUUAUGCUCUGGCGAUUCCCAUGCUGAAUCCUAUGAUUUACAGCCUGAAGAACGAGGAGGUCAAAUAAGCCCUUCGAAGGACAGUACCAAGGCUGUAUUUCUCUCUGUGA